CUUCAUUUCAUUCACGUCAGGAUGCCUUCGUCAACUGAGGGACCUUUGUUUGGGGAAGGAGGUACAGCGAAUCCUCACCCAGUCAGUGAACAUGCGAUCACGGGUGGCCUUUUCGACGACGAGUACUUCUGGCGGAAUCAUCAAACAUGGCUCGCGGAAGUGGGCUACAUGCUACGCCCACGCUACCGAAUAGAUUGGCAGCCAUCGUGGUUCAAAUCCAAGGAAAACAUCCUUGACUGUGAGGAUGGACAAUCAACUCUGAGUACUACCAUCCUGGACGCUACACGCAUCUCUGACGGCCGCAUCGUCGCAUUGAAACAAGUUGAUAGGUCUAGAUGCCCAGACGAGGAAGAUAUUGCUCGUGCUUUUGCAAUGUCUUCGACCCUUGCUGACGAUCCUCGCAAUCACACUGCGCCCGUAUACGACAUCUUGCAGUCGCCCUUGGACGAGAACGUCGCCUUUCUGGUGAUGCCGUACUUACUCCGCAUCAACAGAGUAAAGUUCGCCACCGUAGGCGAAGUGGUCGAAUGUUGGCGACAGCUUUUUGAGGGUUUGCAAUUCAUGCAUCAGCACCACCUUGCACAUUGUGAUAUUCACUUCAACAAUGUCAUGAUGGACACCGUGCCGUUAUUGUCUGAGAUUCCUCAUCCCAUCCAUACCAACAAGAGCUACGACUUCAAACGUUCGAUCAAGACGCGCACCCGAACAUCCUAUCCCCCCAAAUACUAUUACAUCGACUUCGGGCUCUCAUAUGAAUUAUCCCCUGAGGAGCCUUCUCCUCGCCUUCGUGUUGCAUUGGGUGGUGAUAAGAGUGCCCCCGAAUACAAGAAUCGUGAUGCGCCGCUCGACCCGUACAAGCUCGACAUCUACUGCCUCGGUAAUCUCAUCCGAGAACGUUUCAUCAAUAAGAGCCGUUGCUUCAAUUUCAUGAAGCCGCUGGUGGAGGAUAUGGUUCAGGUGGAGCCAGCGAAUCGUCCGAACAUGGAUGAUGCCUUCACGCGAUUUGAAUCGCUUCGUGCCUCCCUUCCACAGCGAGUUUUGCGCUCGCGUGUGGUAUACGAUGAUGAACUUGGGAUACCCAGAUUGUAUCGGGCAUGCCGCCACGUCGUUCGUACCCUUUUUUGGAUGGUGACUAGGAUGCCUGCUCUCCCCAGUCCCCCUAUGUCACGAUAACGUUAUACUUUUCUUGCUUCCUGCCUAUCGCAUACUGCUAUCUGUCGCCCAUGCUAUUUUGCAAUCUCGCUGUCACUGGACUGUUUGUAACGCGUCGUCUGCGCGUUUACUUAACUAGAUUAUAUGGACACAGGAU
Molecule: messenger RNA, 1309 nt
Organism: Dichomitus squalens LYAD-421 SS1
Lineage: Eukaryota; Fungi; Basidiomycota; Agaricomycetes; Polyporales; Polyporaceae
Exons: 5
Coding region: 22-1173 (383 amino acids)
Biological process (GO): protein phosphorylation
Molecular function (GO): protein kinase activity; ATP binding
Source: RefSeq, a predicted model, not a curated record